GCCAGGGGCCCGCGCGCGCCGGCCAUGCCGCGCUCCCGCCGCGCCGCGCGCCGCGGCACCGGCAGCGCCCGGGCGAGCUCGCCCGGCAGCGAGGAGGAGGCCGGCAGCGAGGUGCUGAGCCACUGCAGCAGUGCCAGCGAGAGCGCCUGCCCCGCCGACGAGGGACCAGGGAGCGAGGCGGCGAGUGAGCAAGGCCAGGAGGAGGAGGUGGUAGAGGACAGGCUGAAAGAGCACAUGGACAGCCUCCUGGACAAGAGCGCCAAGGCGCGGCAGGCGGCUCUGCAGAGCCUGCGCCUGGCCCUGGCCUCCAGAACCCUGUCCGAGUUCCUGCUGGAGCGCCGCCUCACGCUCACCGACUCCCUGGAGAAGUGCCUCAAGAAAGGUAAAGGGGAGGAACAGGCGCUGGCGGCCACCGUCCUCACCCUCCUCUGCCUCCAGAUGGGCUCUGGCCCGGAGGGAGAAGAGGUGUUCCGCAGCCUGAAACCCCUGCUCGUCAGCGUGCUGACAGAUAGCACAGCCAGCCCCAGUGCCCGGCAGAGCUGUGCCAUGGCUCUGGGUAUGUGCUGCUAUAUUGCUGCUGCUGACCUCGAGGACCUGGUUUCAUGCCUGUCCUGCUUGGAGGGCAUCUUCAGUCCCCCCAGCACAGGCGAAGUGGGUUUGGCACCUGCCCAGCAUGGGCCUCUGCACUGCAGUGCACUCCAGUCAUGGUCCCUGCUUCUCACCAUCUGCCCCCCCUCCCACCUCAGGAGCAUUUUGGACAAUCGCUGGCUGCAGCUGCCCCCACUGCUGACCAGCAGCAGCGUUGCCCUGCGCAUCCUGGCUGGGGAAACAAUUGCGCUGCUCUUCGAGCUGGCCCAGGACCUGGAGGAGGACUUGUGCCACCAAGAUACAGAGUUCCUGUGUACCCAACUCAAGGUCCUGGCUACGGAAAGCAACAAGUACCGAGCCAAGACAGACCGACGGAGGCAGCGAUCCAUCUUCCGAGAUAUCCUGCGAUUCAUCGAGAGUGGAGAGUACCAGGAGGAGACCAUCCGAUUUGGCCUGGAGUGCAUGUACCUGGACAGCUGGGCACGCCAGCGCACCUACCAAGCCUUUAAGGAGGUGCUGGGCUCUGGCAUCCACCACCACCUCCAGAACAAUGAGCUGCUACGGGAGAUCUUUGGCCUCGGGCCCCCCUUGGUGCUGGAUGCGGCUGCUCUGAAAGCCAGCAAGGUCUCCCGCUUUGAGAAGCACCUCUACAACUCGGCUGCCUUCAAAGCCCGCACCAAAGCCCGGAGCCGUGUGCGGGACAAGCGGGCGGAUGUGCUGUGAUGGGCAGAGGGGACAGAGCCCCCAGCCCACCUGGACUGCAGACCCAGCACUGUGAGGGGCAGGUGUCCCCAGCCCUCAGGCUUUUAUUCACAUACAGCAGAGUAUUUAAUGCCUGGAGCUGCCCCAAGAAGGGGCUGCCCCCUCUUUUAUUUUUUUAACCAAAAAAUAGGAAGGAUAUAAGAAGAGCAGGGGGAGGUGGUGGCGUGCUGCCGUGUGCCUGCUCUGUGGCUGGGGAUCCAUGUGGCACAGUGGGAGGGGGUCUCACCCAGGCUCCUGCAGCCCUUUUCAGGCAGUGCUCGUGUACACUCUCCCCAGUCCUGUAGGGGCACCAGGGUUUCCUGGCACAGCCUGAAGGGUGUGUGAGAGGGCAGAGCUGUGCAGGGCUGCGGAGCAGCUGAUCCUGGUGUCUGUCAGGAGUGUUCUCCCCGCCCUGCCAUUCUGGGUACAGCCCGUGCCUCCCCAGCCAGCCUGGCAUCAGCAAUGGUGGCAGAGCAGUAUGGAGUGGCAAGCUCUGCCCAGCCCUGCCAGCUGCCCACUCAAACCCUUUGCCAGCCAAAUGUUUUAUAUGAAAUAGUAAUCUUGUUGGAAAUUAAUUACAGGGAGGUAGCACUGCCCAGGUGGGCAUGGGGCCAUGCCAGUUGGCAGUGCCUGCCACCCUGGGAAUGUAUCUAUUACCGUGAUUUUCUAAGACUUUUACUGUAAGAGGUAAUUAAAAGGCUAAUUGAA
Molecule: messenger RNA, 2037 nt
Organism: Oenanthe melanoleuca
Lineage: Eukaryota; Metazoa; Chordata; Aves; Passeriformes; Muscicapidae
Gene: IFRD2
Product: interferon related developmental regulator 2
Exons: 12
Coding region: 25-1311 (428 amino acids)
Source: RefSeq, a predicted model, not a curated record